Racocetra persica is the source of this 165-nucleotide messenger RNA. The record is from the annotation of a GenBank genome assembly. NCBI's taxonomy places the organism in Eukaryota, Fungi, Glomeromycota, Glomeromycetes, Diversisporales, Gigasporaceae.
AUGAAGAUUCACGUAGAUGAGGAAGAAUUACCUAGACUAUUAAAUAUUGAGAAGAGUUUAAUUAUGAUAGAUAAAAUUAUAAAACCAUUACUUGAUGACUCAAGCUUUGGCGGAACUUACAUCAUUGCCAGUCGUAAAGCUAUACACAAAUUUUUUGCUAUUUGA